Molecule: messenger RNA, 2960 nt
Organism: Ochotona princeps (American pika)
Lineage: Eukaryota; Metazoa; Chordata; Mammalia; Lagomorpha; Ochotonidae
Product: testis associated actin remodelling kinase 1
Exons: 11
Coding region: 813-2693 (626 amino acids)
Biological process (GO): positive regulation of stress fiber assembly; protein phosphorylation; actin cytoskeleton organization
Cellular component (GO): cytoplasm; nucleus
Molecular function (GO): ATP binding; protein serine/threonine kinase activity
Source: RefSeq, a predicted model, not a curated record
UGACUGGGGGAGUCACCCCGAGAGGUGAGGGUCUCCCGGCGUGGGAGGAACACACCGAGGAGGGCUCGGUCCACACCGAUGGUGUCCCGCGGAGGAGAGGGUCCCCUGAAGGGGAGGCGUCUUCUGCAGGAAGACGGGGGUCUCUUCGAGGGGGCGGGAUCCUGCGCAGGGGUGGGGUCCCGCGGAAGCAGGGGCUGUCCUCUCAGGUGAAGGCUGCCCUCUUUUGAGAGCGAGAGGGUCCUUCGCACAAAGAAUCUGGGGAUCGAGCCGCCUCCCGAGACGCGCACACACACACACACACCCCGGGCGAGAGGAGGAAGGCGAGGAGACGUUAGAGCCGGGCCAGCGCACCGCCCGGGACUCGAGCUCGUGACCCCGGCCUCCCGGGGCGGCCGGCGCGCACCUGCGGGGGGGGCGUGGCCGCGGCGCGCGGGCCGGGCGGGAAGGAGUUAAGCCGGGCCCCGCGGCCCAGCUCCGCCCUCGGCAGGCCGCGGAGCCCGAGCCCCGGCGGCCGAGGAGCCGAGCAGCCGCCGCCCGCCUGCGCCUGCGGGGAGCCCGGCCGCCGGCGCCCGGGAGGCCCAGGCCCUGCGCGCAGCCGAGCGAGGGGCGUCCACCCCGGCGCGGCGGCGGGGGCGGGCCCGGGCUCGUCGGCCGAGCGCCCCCCACCCAGCCACCCAUUCUCCAGGCGGGAGCGGGAGGAGUCCCCGCGGCGCCCCGGAUCGGGCCGGGCCCGCGCCCAUGGCGAGCGCGGCCUGCCCGGGCCCGGAGGGCUGUGCCAUGUGAGGCCGGCACGCUGGCUGGGGGGCCCGGCCAUGGCCGGCGAACGGCCCCCGCUGCGGGGCCCUGGGCCUGGAGAGGCGCCGGGGGAGGGGCUGCCGGGCCCCGGGGGUGCAGGCGGAGGCCCCGGCCGGGGCCGCCCCUCCUCCUACCGGGCUCUCCGCAGCGCAGUGUCCAGCCUGGCGCGGGUGGACGAUUUCCACUGCGCCGAGAAGAUCGGGGCCGGCUUCUUCUCCGAGGUCUACAAGGUUCGGCACCGACAGUCUGGGCAAGUCAUGGUGCUGAAGAUGAACAAGCUCCCCAGUAACCGGGGCAACACACUGCGAGAGGUGCAGCUCAUGAACCGGCUGCGGCACCCUAACAUCCUAAGGUUCAUGGGCGUCUGUGUGCACCAAGGACAACUGCACGCUCUCACAGAGUACAUGAAUGGGGGGACCCUGGAACAGCUGCUCAGCUCCCCCGAACCCUUGUCUUGGCGGGUCAGGCUCCACCUGGCUUUGGACAUUGCUCGGGGCCUGCGGUAUCUGCACGCCAAGGGUGUGUUCCACCGAGACCUCACGUCCAAGAAUUGUCUGGUCCGACGGGAAGACCGAGGCUUAACGGCCGUGGUGGGUGACUUCGGGCUGGCUGAGAAGAUCCCUGUGUACAGGGAAGGGGCGAGGAAAGAACCCCUGGCUGUGGUGGGCUCCCCAUACUGGAUGGCACCAGAGGUGCUGCGUGGCGAGCUGUACGAUGAGAAGGCUGAUGUCUUCGCCUUCGGGAUCGUCCUGUGUGAGCUCAUCGCCCGAGUACCCGCGGAUCCUGAUUACUUACCCCGGACUGAGGACUUCGGCCUGGACGUGCCUGCAUUCCGCACCCUGGUGGGGGACGACUGCCCACUGCCUUUCCUGCUUCUGGCCAUCCACUGCUGCAGCAUGGAACCCAGCACCCGUGCUCCCUUCACUGAAAUCACCCAGCACCUGGAGUGGAUCCUGGAGCAGCUGCCUGAACCAGCUCCCCACACCAGGAGUCUCCUGACGUCCACUCAGGAGGCUGUGCCAAGAGGGGGUCCCUCCGCCACGCUUCCCAGGUCAGAUCCCCGGCUCUCCCGAAGUCGGUCGGACCUCUUCCUGCCCCCGUCACCAGAAUCACCCCCCAACUGGGGGGAUCAUCUGACUCGAGUAAACCCCUUCUCGCUAAGGGAAGACCUCAGGGGUGGCAAGAUCAAGCUCCUGAACACACCCAGCAAGCCUGUCGCCCCCCUGCCCCUCGUACCUCCAUUGCUGAUGCCCUCCACCCAGUUGCCCUUGGUGACCACCCCGGAGAACCUGGUCCAGCCGGGCACCCCUGCCCGCCGCUGCCGUUCGCUGCCCUCAUCCCCUGAGCUCCCUCGGCGCAUGGAGACUGCACUGCCAGGCCCCGGCCCUCCUGCCUUUGCGCCCUCAGCCGAGGAGAGCAUGGAGUGUGAGGGCAGUAGCCCUGAGCCAGAACCUGCAGGCCCAGCCCCGCGGCUGCCCCUGGCCGUGGCCACAGACAACUUCAUCAGUACUUGCUCUUCUGCCUCCCAGCCCUGGAACCCCAGGUCAGGACCUCCCCUCAACAACAACCCUCCAGCUGUGGUGGUGAACUCCCCGCAGGCCUGGGCUGGGGAGCCCUGGCACCACACUCAGCACAGCCUGCCCCGGGCGGCGGCCCUGGAGCGGACAGAACCCUCGCCGCCACCUGCAGCUCCCAGGGAGCCCGAGGAUGGGCUGCCUUGUCCCGGAUGCUGCCUCGGCCCCUUCAGCUUUGGCUUCCUGUCCAUGUGCCCGCGCCCCACACCAGCUGUUGCCCGCUACCGCAACCUCAACUGUGAGGCAGGCAGUCUCCUCUGCCACCGAGGGCACCACGCCAAGCCACCCACACCCAGCCUGCAGCUGCCGGGGGCACGCUCCUAGCAGUGAGGUCUCGGAGUUCUUAGGCCUCCACCUUUGGCCUUCAGGACACACCUAUAAGCCCAGGCCGGGCUGACUGACUCCUCUCCCCUUGUAGGGGAGCCUCAGCAUGGACUCGAAGGACACAGCACUUGGCCAACGCAAUCCCUGGGCUCGCUCUCCUGCGGGGCUCACCCAACCAGACACAGCGUUGCUGACACACGAGACUAACACGUGCAAAUUAUUUAAAGUGAUUUCAAUAAAACUGCCUGGCUGGCUCCGGGCUGCCCU